Messenger RNA from Quercus lobata, 3316 nucleotides. RefSeq names its product protein FAR1-RELATED SEQUENCE 5-like. Bases 520 to 3033 code for a protein of 837 amino acids. The record is from RefSeq and is a predicted model, not a curated record. The transcript has 8 exons. NCBI's taxonomy places the organism in Eukaryota, Viridiplantae, Streptophyta, Magnoliopsida, Fagales, Fagaceae. Gene Ontology annotation, molecular function: zinc ion binding.
UUCUUAUUUUGACACCUCACCAAAUAGAAAAAGACAAUUUUACCCUUAAAAUAUUUCACAGCCCGCCCACUGUAUUCAGCCCGCCCAAUGUUCUGGUAAAAGUCUUGAGUAACCAAACAGAAAAUCAAAUUUUUUCCUCUCUCCCCUGCGCAGCUGCCGUCUCUGCCUCUCCUUCAACCCAUUCUCUGCCUCUCCUUCAAUCCAUUGUCACAGCAGACCCAGCUCAUACCCAAACACUGAAACUUAGCAUUUGAAACCAAACCCCCUAACGCUCACACUCCCUCUAUCUCGUGUGUGAAGCUGUCCCAAGUCCCAACUCUCAUGGAGUGGAGGUCUCUCUGAAGCCAAAUGCCUUUGUGAUAGUCACCACGGGUCCAUCCCCAACAUAGAAGAAGAUCAAGCAAGACAAGAACAGAACACAGAAAGACAGAAGUCAGAAGAACAACCUCAAACUCCUCUGCUUCUUUCCACCAUGCACGCUUCAAUCUCGAUCUAGGACUCGCCCUUUCCACUCGUGUCAUGGAUGCCAAUGAAGAUUUGAGUCCUAGAGUCAUGGAUGACAAUGAAGAUUUGAGUCCUAGAGCUGGUAUGGAAUUUGAUACAUUAGAAGAUGCAUGGGAAUUUUGGCUAAAAUAUGGAAGGCGAAUGGGCUUUGAUGUUAGAAAGCAUUACAUAAAUAAAAGUAAGAAGGAUGGAAAGAUAACAUCAAGGGGAUUUGUAUGUGCAAAGCAGGGCAUUCGAGGUUCAGAAAAAGAAGAUAUGAUUCGCACUCGUAACCGAGACGAUACAAGGACUAAUUGUCCUGUAAAGCUGUAUGUUUCAUUAGUGCGAGAAACUGGAAAGUAUAAAGUGACUGAUUUUAUUGAAGAACAUAAUCACACUCUUCAUCUAUCAGAAACAGUUUAUAUGAUGAGAUCUCAACGGAAAAUCUCAGAAGUUCAUGCAGGAUUGAUUGAGUUAGCAUCCUCUUCUGGAAUCAAGCCAAAAGCAGCACUUGAGUUAAUGAGUAGAGAGGCUGGUGGGAGAGCUAAUCUUGGAUUUACUGAGAUUGAUCAGCAAAAUUAUCUUAGAACAAGACGGCAAAAAAAUUUGAUAUACGGUCAAGCUGCAUGCUUAUUAGGAUACUUUCAGAAACAAUUGACUACAAAUCCAUCUUUCCAAUAUGCAGUACAAUUAGAUAAUGUUGAGCAAAUUACAAACAUUUUUCGGGCUGAUGCUAGAAUGAUUAUUGAUUAUGCUAAUUUUGGUGAUGUGAUGACAUUUGACACUACAUAUGGUACUAAUAAAGAGCUAAGACCCUUAGGGGUGUUUACCGGUUUCAAUCAUCAUAGAGGGUUAACGGUUUUUGGGGCUGCUCUUUUAUAUGAUGAAACGGCAGAAUCAUUUAAGUGGCUGUUUGAAACCUUCUUAGUUGCACAUGGAGGUAAAAGGCCUAAAACAAUUUUUACGGAUCAAGAUCCCGCAAUGGCAAAAGCAUUGAGUGAGGUAAUGCCUAACACUUACCAUGGGUUAUGUACUUGGCACAUAAUGCAAAAUGGGAUAAAACAUUUGGGGAAUUUGAUGAAGGAUGGCUCUUCUUUUCUUCAAGUUUUUAAAACUUGUAUGUUUGAGUUUAAUGAUGAAAUUGAAUUUGAAAAAACUUGGGAGGACAUGAUUGACACAUAUGCUAUACAUGAUCGUAGUUGGUUGGAUACUAUCUACAAAUUGAAAGGAAAAUGGGCAAGGUGUUAUAUGAAGAAUGAAUUUACAUUGGGAAUACAAAGUACCCAACUUAGUGAAAGCUUGAAUGGAGAUUUGAAAGACUACUUGAGACCUGAUUUGGAUGUGGCAGAAUUUUUUGAACACUUUGAUCGGGUGAUUGAGCAAAAACGAGAAAGAGAGUUACGAGCUGAAUUUAAUGCAAGGCAAAAAUUUCCCCAGUUGAGCUUAAAAAAUUCUCCAUUGUUGAAGCAAGCAGUACAAGUGUACACACCUGUAAUAUUUCGAAUGCUUCAAGAUCAAUAUGACCUUGCAUCAGCUACAAGGAUAAAAAAUCGCCAAGAGGACUUGUUAGUGCAUACAUACACUAUUGAGUUUAUGCAUAAGCCUGGUGAGUUCAUAGUCUCUUAUGACACUGCAGAUAAGACAUUUUCAUGUAGUUGUAGAAAGUUUGAAAUUGUUGGGAUUUUAUGUUGUCAUGUUUUAAAAGUUUUUGACUUUCUUGAUAUAAAGACAAUUCCUAAUAUGUACAUUUUGAAAAGAUGGACAAGAGAGGCAAAAAGUGGAUGUAUCUUGGACAAUAGGAGAACCUAUGUGGAAGAAGAUAUCAACUUGAGUGUUACACAGCGAUAUAGAAGAUUAUGUCCUAAGUUGGUACGAUUAGCUUCUCGAGCGGCAGACAAUGAAGAGGCAUUUGCUUUAAUAGAGAAGAUGAUAGAAGAAUAUGAAAAGAAGGUUGAAGACAUUGUAGCAAAAAAUAUGGGUGGUCAUCAAUUGCCCCAUCAAAUGUCAUUAUGUAGUGGUGCAGAAAAUCUUGAUCCUAACCAACAUUUGAAAGAUUUGGUUGAAAGAGCAAAAGGUCUUAAGAAAAAAGAAGGUCGCAAGGGUGGAAAACGAAAGAAAAGUUGGGUUGAGAAGCAAACCAAAAAAAGGGGUAGAGUUGAAGUAAAUGAUGAGGUACCUAGUUUUGCUCCUAACAUGCAAAACAAUAAUUAUGACUCACAUAGAGAACAUUAUUCGCAUCAACGGACUUAUCCUGUCACUUUUUCCACGCCAAUGAUGACAUCUGAAUUGGGACCAAUUCAUAGUUACCAAACUAGUUUCACGUCAUUCUUAAGGGCACCAUUAACUCCAUUGUUGUCUCAAGUAUCAAAUCCUGUGGAUGUUAGUCAGGCACCAUUAACUCCAUCAUUGUCUCAAUUAACUCCAUCAUUGUCUCAAGUAUCAAAUGAUGCAGCUGUUUGUCAGGAAAAUGAAGUUAGGUUCAAUUAUGGACUAACUCCAUGUGUUGAAAAUACAAAUGCUUGCUUGGAAACACAACACUUUUUUGGUUAAUAUUGAUUUUGCAGUAUGAUGGAUAACAUUUUUUGGACAGUUUGUUUGAUAGUAUAUUGCACAGUGGACAUGGUAGCAUAUUGCACAAUGGACAGCAUUUUUGGACAGCUUUGCCUUGGACAGUUUCUUGGACAGCAAAUCUAACUUAUUUAGACAACUGAUUGCACAUGUAGCAAAUUUUUUGGAUAAUUUUUGUAACUAAAAAAGUUAGUCAAACAUGUUAAAUAUGUUAGAUUGUACAAGUGCAUGUUUGAGUAACUUCUAGUUAAAUAUUAAUUAUAUA